UAUAAAUGCCGGGCGGCCGCCGCCAUUGUCGCGCAGUCGUGACUGACUUGUUUGGUCGUUGAGCGAUAGCGAAGGACGUGGUCUGUCUUACCAGGAUGCCGGAGCCCGCCAAGUCCGCCCCCGCCCCCAAGAAGGGCUCCAAGAAAGCGGUCACCAAGACGCAGAAGAAGGGCGACAAGAAGCGCAAGAAGAGCAGGAAGGAGAGCUACUCCAUCUACGUGUACAAGGUGCUGAAGCAGGUGCACCCGGACACCGGCAUCUCGUCCAAAGCCAUGGGCAUCAUGAACUCCUUCGUCAACGACAUCUUCGAGCGCAUCGCCGGGGAGGCGUCCCGCCUGGCGCACUACAACAAGCGCUCGACCAUCACGUCCCGGGAGAUCCAGACCGCCGUGCGCCUGCUGCUGCCCGGGGAGCUGGCCAAGCACGCCGUGUCCGAGGGCACCAAGGCUGUCACCAAGUACACCAGCUCCAAGUAAACGGGCUCCUCGCAGGCUUUCUGCAUCGUUUCACCCAAAGGCUCUUUUAAGAGCCACCCACUUGAUCACUUAAA
This is a messenger RNA of Alligator mississippiensis (American alligator), 550 nucleotides long. RefSeq names its product histone H2B 1/2/3/4/6. The transcript has a single exon. Gene Ontology annotation, molecular function: protein heterodimerization activity; structural constituent of chromatin; DNA binding. NCBI's taxonomy places the organism in Eukaryota, Metazoa, Chordata, Crocodylia, Alligatoridae. Bases 96 to 476 code for a protein of 126 amino acids. Gene Ontology annotation, cellular component: nucleosome. The record is from RefSeq and is a predicted model, not a curated record.